Molecule: messenger RNA, 2145 nt
Organism: Mercurialis annua (annual mercury)
Lineage: Eukaryota; Viridiplantae; Streptophyta; Magnoliopsida; Malpighiales; Euphorbiaceae
Product: splicing factor U2af small subunit B-like
Exons: 6
Coding region: 380-1306 (308 amino acids)
Biological process (GO): mRNA splicing, via spliceosome
Cellular component (GO): U2AF complex; spliceosomal complex
Molecular function (GO): pre-mRNA 3'-splice site binding; metal ion binding
Source: RefSeq, a predicted model, not a curated record
GUUCCCAAAGAUAUGCAGGCUGUAAUUAGCUUAAUAAAAUGCCCCCAAAAGUCCCAUUUUCACCAUAGCCUUCUCCAAAAGAAUUCCACCCAACCUGUUAUAGGCUUUCCUCAUAUUCAAUUUAAGAGUAAUCGAACCCCUUCUACCCUGAAACUGUUUAGCCAUAGAAUGAUAGCCCUAAUCGCAAACCCAAACACCCUAUCAUAAUCCAACGGCUGUAAUCUCAUCUCGCACUUCCAUCAAGAAAUCAGAAACCUAUAACCACCGCCUUUAUUAUAUCCCCAUAUAUAAACCCCUCUUAUCUUUAUUCAAAAAUCAAACAAACGGAAGUUCAUUCAAAAAAACAAAAAACAAUUAACGGCGAUCUAGUUUCGUAGCGAUGGCAGAACACUUAGCUUCGAUAUUCGGAACGGAGAAGGACCGCGUUAACUGUCCGUUCUAUUUCAAGAUCGGCGCGUGUAGACACGGCGACCGCUGUUCAAGGAUCCAUACCAAGCCGAGCGUGAGCCCUACGCUUUUGCUUUCUAAUAUGUAUCAACGUCCUGACAUGAUUACCCCUGGCAUCGACGCUAACGGCACCGCUUUUGAUCCGAGCAAGGUUCAGCAGCACUUUGAGGAUUUUUAUGAGGAUCUUUUUCAGGAGCUAAGCAAAUAUGGUGAAAUUGAUAGCUUGAAUGUCUGUGACAACCUUGCUGAUCACAUGGUCGGGAAUGUGUAUGUUCUCUUUAGAGAGGAGGAGCAUGCUCAAAGUGCACUUCAAAAUUUGGGCGGGAGAUUCUAUGCUGGGCGUCCCAUCAUUGCUGAUUUCUCGCCUGUGACAGACUUUCGUGAAGCCACCUGCAGGCAAUAUGAAGAGAACGCAUGCGAACGUGGUGGCUAUUGCAAUUUUAUGCAUGUCAAAAAGAUCGGCAGGGAGUUGAGGAAUCAAUUGUUUGGGAGGUAUAGACGAAGGCGCAGCCGCAGCCGCAGCCGAAGUCCGGGCAGGCGUGGCAGCCAUGAAGAGUACAACCAUGGUAACCACCGCCCAGGUAGAAGACAUGGUGAUGAGGAGCAACAUCGUGGAGGUCGAAGCAGGAGGCACAGGAGUAUAAGCCCUGAUCGCAGACGUCGAAGCAGAAGUCCUGGGAGAAGGCGCAAUCGAAGCCCAGUUAGGGAAGGCAGUGAGGAGCGACGUGCUAGAAUUGCCCAAUGGAACAAGGAAAAAGAAGAGCAACAGGGAAGUUCUAAACAGGUCAACACAGAUGAUGGUGAGAGUACCGGUGGAGUUGGUGGUAAUGGGUAUAGGCAAGGACAGCGUGCUUAUUGAUCCAUUUUGGACGGGUGGUGUGCAGGUUCACAGUACUGUCAUAUGGAAUUGUGAUUUUCUUUUGCAUCUUUUUAGUCAUGGUGCUUGACUUUGUGCUUGAGUGCAUGAUUAGCCCCAUAACUUGAAAUGACCAAGCUCUUUAUCAAUUUUGCAUUAGUAAGUGGGACUUCACACGACAGCACGUCAUGUUUUUCAAAUUUGAACCUUUUUUAAACUAAAGUGUUUCUUAAUCGCUUCUAAUGGUGUGCGUGUUUUGUUUCUCUGCACUUUGAAAAAUUCUUUUUCUGUUGCAUUUGCUGUUUUGAAAGUUUUUAAAACCAGUCUUGAGUCUUUUGUACAUCUGUAUAGCUAGUGAGUGCAUGUUGAGAUUCAUGCUUGUGUUUUAUGAUUUUUACAACAGAUUUUGUCACAAGUACAAUCGAGCACCCUACCAUCAAUUAUCAUGGGGUUUAUAACCGGUUUUAUUUCCAUGAACUUGUUUUUUUAGCUUAUUGUCUUGAUUAGAAUAAGUUUGAUUGCUUACAUUUUUGAUUGAGUUUUGCAGGUUCAGGUAUCCCUGCUUGUGAAAGGUGCAAGGCAUUCUUUUUGUAAUAGCUCUUACCAUAAAAUUUGUGUACAGGUUGUUGGGUGUGCUUUCAGAGGUGGAUUUUGCAGGCCCCUUAAUGUUUCCGAUCAACGCAUCAACAGCUGGAUUCUGUGAUCACUGGCACGAAACGCAGCCUUCUGCUAUUUUGGAUUGUGUUUUUUUUUUUAUCUUUUUUCUAUUCUGCAGGAUUUUUCUUAACUAAAGUUUUGGUCUGUGGACUUAUAAUCUUGUGAUGUAACUUUUCUUUUGUUCU